This is a messenger RNA of Botrytis fragariae, 1005 nucleotides long. RefSeq lists its product as uncharacterized. Gene Ontology annotation, molecular function: metallopeptidase activity. The record is from RefSeq and is a predicted model, not a curated record. The transcript is spliced from 8 exons. The coding region runs from base 1 to 1005 and encodes 334 amino acids. Lineage: Eukaryota; Fungi; Ascomycota; Leotiomycetes; Helotiales; Sclerotiniaceae.
AUGCAUUUCCCAUCUCUCAUAUCUGCUAUCAUCCUGCUGCCCUACACCACCCAAGCACUCACCUACUGGCUAGACAAAAGUUGUGUUCCAGGAAAACCACUCGAAGCGCCCAACAGUACACCCGUAUCUGGGGAUGGUACUCAUGGCUGGGAUGUGCUUUUCGAUGAACUCAGAGCUGUAGGAAAAAAUGCAGGAGAUCGCUUGACGAAUGCAAGACGCGAUCCGGAUUUUACUAGAGCGUUCAAUGUUCUUUUUCGACAGGAUACCCAUAAUUUUAAUAAUGGGGUUGAUCAAGAUGGACAGGCGGCACUGGCACUGAGAAAAUAUUUCAUGGCUCUAGAGGGAAUGAGACAUGAGGAGGUUCAGGUCAAUGCUGAUCUUAGGUUUUAUUGUGAUAAUGAUGCACGCUGGGUUCAGAAAACGGGAGAUGGAGAAACGGGAUGGAAAGAUACCGAGAAUCAUUUAUCGACGCCAAAACCCUAUUGUAAGGAUACUGGUGUGAGUGCCAUUACAUAUAUUGAUUAUCCGGGACAAGACAGACCAGCUGUACAACCCGGUACACCGAAGACAAAUCAUAACCCAAAUCGUGCAACAAUCACACUCUGUGACCACGCCUUCAAAAAAGUAGACGCACAAGCCGAUCCCAGAUCAAACAAGUUGGCUCGAUAUCUAUUCUCCGAUGUCCCGGAAAAUUUCGAUUAUGCGGAUGUACAUUUAAAUCCUAGACCUAUCGAUUUCAUCACAUCUACUUUCACCGCAUUGUUAUUACAUGAGAUAUCACAUACAAGACCAUUUUUAACCAAAGAUCAAUUCGGAGACGAUUCAUAUGGAUGGCAUCAUGUAGCAGAGGAUGUAGAAGUGGAUAUUGCCAGAAAAAACGCAGAAAGUUUCAUGUAUCUAGCCGUCAUCUCAAUGUUCCAAGAUCGCAAUUUUGUACUCGAUAGGAGGGCUCCGGCGAAUGGGGAUCUGGAUAAGGAAGAUGAUGUGUAUAAACCGACAGCUUGA